This is a messenger RNA of Arthroderma uncinatum, 1707 nucleotides long. RefSeq names its product threonine dehydratase. The transcript has 3 exons. The record is from RefSeq and is a predicted model, not a curated record. Gene Ontology annotation, biological process: L-threonine catabolic process. Bases 1 to 1707 code for a protein of 568 amino acids. Gene Ontology annotation, molecular function: pyridoxal phosphate binding; threonine deaminase activity. NCBI's taxonomy places the organism in Eukaryota, Fungi, Ascomycota, Eurotiomycetes, Onygenales, Arthrodermataceae.
AUGGUAGGGUCGCUUGCACAAGAUACGAUGGCCGACUCACUUCCAAACGGUGCUACGACUCCCCCGCGACUAAACAGUCUCUCGUUGACCGAGUACACCGCAACCCCCUCACCUCCAUCCAAGACCGAUGGCUGCCCUCCAGAAUGGGAUAUCCCUGAGGGAUUCCUACUUCCAAACGGAUACCCAGAUUACAUCCGUCUUAUCCUGACUUCUCGAGUAUACGAUGUGAUUCAAGAAACACCUCUCACACAUGCCGUCAACCUCAGCAAUCGGCUAGAAUGCAAGAUCAUGCUGAAGAGGGAGGAUCUCCUUCCUGUAUUUAGCUUCAAGCUUCGGGGAGCUUACAAUAAGAUGGCUCAUCUCCAGGGAGAGAAGCGGUGGAAAGGGGUUAUUGCCUGCUCCGCCGGAAACCAUGCCCAAGGCGUUGCCUACUCAGCUCGCCAAUUAAAGAUCCCGGCGACCAUUGUGAUGCCAUCAGGCACACCGGCGAUAAAGCAUAAGAAUGUCUCGAGGUUGGGUGGAACCGUUAUACUUCACGGACAAGAUUUUGAUGCUUCAAAGGAGGAAGCACAUAGACUUGAGAAGCUCCAUCAUCUCACUAACAUUCCACCAUUCGAUGACCCUUACGUUAUUGCCGGACAGGGCACAUGCGGCAUGGAGUUACUGAGGCAAGCAAACUUACAAAAUCUAGAAGCUGUGUUUUGCUGUGUUGGAGGAGGCGGUCUGAUUGCCGGCGUCGGCACCUACAUCAAGCGCAUUGCGCCCCACGUUAAAGUGAUUGGAGUCGAAGCUGGUGACGCCAAUGCUAUGGCACAGUCGCUAAAAUCCGGAAGUCGCAUCACAUUAAAUGAAGUUGGCCUUUUUGCCGAUGGUGCUGCCGUGCGAGCAGUAGGUAAAGAAACUUUCCGACUUUGCCGGGAGGUCGUGGACGAAGUCAUUGAGGUGUCGACCGACGAGACCUGUGCCGCAAUUAAAGAUAUAUUCGAAGACACGAGGUCGGUUGUGGAACCAGCUGGAGCUUUGGCGCUGGCAGGUCUAAAGAAAUACAUAUCAAAGUACCCGUCUAAAAACCCCAACAGGGAGUUAAUCGCCGUUGCAUCAGGGGCAAACAUGAACUUUGACAGACUUCGAUUUGUUGCCGAACGCGCUGGUCUAGGAGAAAAGAAAGAGGCCCUUCUACGUGUCAUGAUCCCCGAGAAGCCUGGCGCCUUUGCAAAGCUGAUAGAAAUCGUUAUGCCGCACUCGGUAACGGAGUUCAACUAUAGGUACUCUGGGAAAGAUUCCGCUGACAUCUUCAUGGGUAUCUCACUUUCUACUUCAUCAGAUGCUCAUGAUCUACAGGCUUUGAGUGCCCAACUUCGAAAGGGAGGCAUGGAGUCAUCGGAUUUGAGUGAUGAUGAGCUUGCAAAGACACAUCUUAGGUAUCUUGUUGGUGGCCGGACGAAUACUCCUGAUGAGCGGCUCUUCAUGUUUGAAUUCCCUGAACGCCCAGGCGCCUUGGAAAAAUUCCUAACCACACUUCGUCCUAAUCAAAACAUAACACUCUUCCACUAUCGCAAUUAUGGCGGAGAUGUGGCGAAGGUUCUGGCUGGUAUCCAAUGUCCGCCCGACGAGAGAGAAUCGCUAGGAGCCUUCCUAGACGACCUGGGUUAUCCAGUCACGGAGUGCACGGAUUCUCCGGUGUACAAGAUGUUUCUCAGACAAUAG